CUCAUUAUCUUUGUUGCUUAAAGCUUGUCCUCCUCUCUUAUCCCAUCUCCCUCUCUCUCUCUCUCUCUCUCUUCUUUCUCUCUCUUCCAUUGUUGAAGCAAGAAACACAUAGAAUGUGAGAGGAAUUACAGGCCACCAUCCCAAAAGAGAGAAGAAAGAAUCAAGCUAGCAUUCCUCUUUUUUUUUACACACACACACAUAUAUAUUUACUUCUUAAAUCAAACACAUAGAGUCAUAGAGUCACACACAUACAUUAAAUUAAAUUAAGCUAGCUCUAUUCCUACAUAUUCAAAAAAAUAUAGAAAAAGGAAGGUUUUUUAAGAAGUGGGGUUUUAUUUAUAUCCAUUUUUGGUAGUAUAUUUAAAUGUGAUCAUGGAAGGAGGUGAUGAUCAUCUCCACCUCCACCACCACCAACACCACCACCACCACAACCACCACAACAGCCGUCCCAAUUUCCCCUUCCAAUUACUCGAAAAAAAGGAAGACGAAUCCACGAGCUCCUCCUACCCCUCCCUCGCCAUCUCCACCGCCGACGCCUCAAACCCUAAUAAUCACAACUCCUCCAGCUCCGCCUCCGCCUCCGCGGGCAGCCUCCAGAUCGUCACCGCCGCCGCGGCAGCGGAGGCCUCGAAGAAGCCGCCGCCGAAGCGGACGUCCACCAAGGACCGGCACACGAAGGUGGACGGCCGCGGGCGGCGCAUCCGCAUGCCGGCCCUGUGCGCCGCUAGGGUUUUCCAGCUGACGCGCGAGCUCGGGCACAAGUCCGACGGCGAGACGAUCGAGUGGCUCCUCCAGCAGGCGGAGCCCGCCGUCAUCGCCGCGACGGGCACCGGCACAAUCCCCGCCAACUUCACCUCGCUCAACAUCUCCCUCCGCAGCUCCGGCUCAAGCAUGUCGGUGCCCUCGCAGCUGAGAUCCACCUACUUCAACCCUAGCUACGCCAUGUCGUCGCAGCGCCGCGGGGCGAUGUUCGGGCUGUCGUCGGAGAGCUCCUCCGCCACGCUCCUCAACUUCCAGGCCUCCAACUUAAACCCUAGCUUGAUGCAGGCGAAGCAGGAGAUGCGUGAGAAUUCCUUGGAUUUGUCCGAAUCCGCCGAUCAAGACGGCCUAGGGCGGAAGAGGAGAGCGGAGCACGAGCUUCAGCAACACCAGCUCGGGAGCUACUUGCUCCAAUCCAGCACCGGCGCCAUGGCAUCCAGCCACGCCUCCAUCCCGGCCAAUUUCUGGAUGGUGGCGAAUUCGAAUAGCAACCACCAGGUGAUGGGCGGGGAUCCGAUAUGGACGUUCCCGAACAUCAACAGCAACGCCGCCGCCGCCGCGGCCUUGUACAGAGGGAGCGUCUCCAGCGGCCUGCAUUUCAUGAAUUUUCCCGCGCCCAUCGCGCUGCUGCCGAGCCAGCAAUUAGGCAGCGGCGGCGGCGGCGGGGGCGGAGGCAAUGGGAUGGGGGAAGGGCAAUUGGGCAUGCUCGCGGGGUUGAAUCAGUACCGCGGAGGAGGCGGCGCCGGGAUGUCGGAUUCGCAGGCGAGUGGGUCCCACGGCGGCGGCGAUGAUCGGCAUGACGCCACCAGCCACCACUCAUGAAGCCAUGGUGUUUGUGUAGUUUGAUGUGUAAAACACACACGUGAGAGGUUUGAUUAAUUUUUUUUGUCUUCAAAAUUCUUCAUGAGCUAUCUUUUUUUUUUUUUUUGGUUUGUUUUUUUUUCUCUCUUUUUCUUUUUGAUUUGGUACUAAUUUUUUUUUUCCAAGUGGUGUGCGAUAAAUAUGGAGGAUUUAGGGUUUGGGGAAGGCGAUGUUUUUAACGGUUGAUUUUGUGAAGUAGUCACAUUUGAUUUUGCUCCCUUUUUUCCCUUCUGUCGCACGAUAUUUCAUCACUAUAUAUGGUUAAUUUGAUUAUCCUUACAAAGAGAAA
Salvia miltiorrhiza (redroot sage) is the source of this 1909-nucleotide messenger RNA. Its product is annotated as transcription factor TCP14-like. The transcript has a single exon. The coding region runs from base 373 to 1581 and encodes 402 amino acids. Gene Ontology annotation, molecular function: sequence-specific DNA binding; DNA-binding transcription factor activity. The record is from RefSeq and is a predicted model, not a curated record. Gene Ontology annotation, cellular component: nucleus. NCBI's taxonomy places the organism in Eukaryota, Viridiplantae, Streptophyta, Magnoliopsida, Lamiales, Lamiaceae.